AUGGAUGAACUCGUUGAGGAAAAAGUUGAAUUUCGUGAAGAUACAGACAGGCAGAACCCUGAAGGUGGAGAAGAAGAAAUGGAAUGGGAAGAGAAACAAGAUGAAUCUGACGUCAAACAAGGAGGCCUGCCCCGCGAAAAAGUACCUGAUAAAGGAGAUGUCGAAACGACCAAGGAGUGCUGCAAGAGACUUGGAGCUGAUGGUGGCAGACUGCAGCUAGAGUCCUUUGGGAUUGAACUGGAGAUACCUCCUGGUGCAAUCGACAGCAAAGAGCCACAGGAAAUCUCUCUUCAUGUCCUGACCGAUACUCCUGAUCUUGGUGACACCAAAGGAGAGAUGUCAGUCUGCUUUGGUGUACAGUGCUUAGCUCCUGGUGACUUGGUCCUGAGGUCACCGGUGACUUACACAAUACCUCAUUGCGCUGUUGCAAAACAGUACUCCGGUUUAGAGGCAGUCCUUUACACAGGAGAAGGAGAAUAUACAUCGGAUGCUGAAGUCAAGGAACGAAUCCUACUUACAAGGUCAGGAAUACCAAACUGUAUCAUCGAAGAAGAUGUUCUUAGAUUGCAGAUGGAUCAUUUCUCUUGGUUUAACUUGGGAUUCAUCAACAAUUUUUUCUUCAGAGGGAAACAAAUGUGUUGUUUGCCAUUUGCCGAAAAGCCACCACCAGAGGAAAGGGUGCCCGUCAUUUUGCGUGUACAUCUCUAUGAUGACAUCAAAGGGAACGAAGAGAUGGUAAUACAAAAGGAAAAUCGUGUAGGAUUUGCCCACAUUCACCCUUCUACAGAAGUCCCAAUCAACGUGACAGAAGAUGACGUCACAAUGACUUGUUUCAUUGAAGAUGAUUGUGUUGGAGAGGCGAUUGUCAAGUACGAUACUUUAUGGAGAGGUAAAGACAGGAUGCGAUCCUUCAAUUUGGACCUGACCAGUCAACCUGAAAGAGUGGUACUGAACCUACAAGUCGGCCAGGAAGGGCAACCACUGGAAAAACUACUUUGUUUGUUAAAAUUUGCAUCCCAAAGCAUAUCCUCCAGCAAGAAAACUCAUUACAAAGAUGAAACACCAAAUCAACAAACAGAAGAAACAUCAAAAACAACCGGAAGAGUAGUUACGAAUGGAGAGAUCACCAAGUUAUCUAGGCUUCUACCUGAUGGAGAAUACAGCGAGUUUUGCGAAGAGUUGGGCUUUGAUUAUAACUACACACAAAAGAUAAAGACCAAACAUUUACAGGACUCGACUGCUGCUUUCAAAGAAGUUUUGCAGGAAUGGAAAAAUAGAGGUGGAUUAAUGUUGGAUCUUGAUACAGCUCUAGAGAACUCAGACCUUAGAGGAGUCAUAUGUGAAUAUAAGAAAUGA
Molecule: messenger RNA, 1356 nt
Organism: Lytechinus variegatus (green sea urchin)
Lineage: Eukaryota; Metazoa; Echinodermata; Echinoidea; Temnopleuroida; Toxopneustidae
Exons: 8
Coding region: 1-1356 (451 amino acids)
Biological process (GO): netrin-activated signaling pathway
Cellular component (GO): membrane
Molecular function (GO): netrin receptor activity; protein binding
Source: RefSeq, a predicted model, not a curated record